Messenger RNA from Blumeria graminis f. sp. triticale, 1506 nucleotides. The record is from the annotation of a GenBank genome assembly. Lineage: Eukaryota; Fungi; Ascomycota; Leotiomycetes; Helotiales; Erysiphaceae.
AUGCCGAAGCCGAAAAGGAUACGCUCGACUCAUACAAGGUCGAUUGAUUUACAAUCUGAAUCUGUUGACGAAGAAGAACGUGAAUCCAAACGACUGAAAGAUUCGGGCCAAGAUAAUAUUUUAGGAAGGAAAGUGCGUGAAAGAUCGAAAGCUCCGACUACAAUGGCUGCCACCCGAAGCUCUGCCACGCAUACAUCGAGUGAUCAGGCCCCAAAAGAGAUAAAGCCACAAAAAUCAACUAGAGCAAAUAGCAAGCGUUUGGUAGCAACGGAACAAAGGCGCGAACCCCUCCAAGUAUCUGCAGAAGAGGCUGAUAUCUUGGGACUGCAAGCUACACAAACUACCGAGGAAAAUAGUAUAAUUGUAACCAAAAAUUCGAAGACAUUGAAAGGCUCGAGAAAGAGACUUCAAACGGAUUCAGUCCCACAAAAUACGAUCAAUAGCAGUUAUCCAGAUGAUUAUAAAUCUUUAUCACGCCAAGCACCCCGAAAAAGAGGUCGCUCAAAAAAAGAAACAUCUUCUGAUGAAGCUGCCGAGAAAGUUAUACCAGAAACUCAACAGAUUCAAUCUGACGUUGGUGAAGGGGCGGAAGAUGAAAUUGACGCAACGAAGACCAAUAUAGACCUUAAUUCAACUUCGCAGCUGUCAUGUUCUCUUACUUAUCAAGAGGCUAACAAAAAGCUACGAACAAAAAGUCCAUCAGAGUCAGGAGACAAUAUGGAGCUGAUUUCAGGGCAAGAUUUUAGCCAGACAUCAGAUAAGUAUCAAAAAUUACUGCGAAAGUACAGAGAAUUGAAAGAAACUGGAUUAAAGGAAGCAGAUAAAAUAUUUGACGCGUUUAAGGAUCAGUGUAAAGAGAAAAGUAAAGUUACUCAUGAUUACAUAUCGAAGCUUAAGGACGAACUAGCCACUCAAGCAGUUUCUGUAGAGGAAAUGAGUAACCUUCGAAACAAAAUUGCUUCCGCCAAUGAAGAGAUCUCUUUGCUCCAUGAAAAAAAUAAUGAGCUCGAGAAAUCACUAGCUGAAACACAGGUAGAGAACAAGAUAUUAUCUACCAAAUUGGCUGCAAAUCGUACUGCAGUUCUAUCUGGAAAGAAUUAUAGCUCUAAUGUACCCGGAAGUGCGAUCAAAGUUAACGGUGGCACACGAAUAGUUGGAACCGCAGAGGCAGCUCAGACAGCUCAGUUGAAAGAAGAUAUGUACAGUGAUUUGACUGGCCUUCUAAUCAGAAGUGUCACGCGUGGUGCAGAUGAAGAUUACUUUGAUUGUAUUCAGACAGGACGGAACGGAACGCUUCACUUCAAAUUAGCGACUGGUAACGAAAAAUCGGCUGAAAGCUAUGAGCACAUUCAGUGUAGUUACACUCCACUUCUUGACCCAAACCGUGAUAAAUCGCUCAUGGAGUUGUUACCUGACUAUUUAGUUGACGAAAUCACUUUUCCUCGGCCCCAUGCAGCAAAAUUUUAUGCAAGGGUAGUCAAAGUAAUAACUGAGAAACCACUUUAG